AUGGCCCGGGCUCGCGCCCUGCUGCUGGCCGCGCUCCUGCUCGCCGCCGCCCUGUCGGCCGCCCCGGGGCUCGGGACAGCGGCCAAGGAGAAGCGCGGCUGGACCCUCAACAGCGCCGGCUACCUCCUGGGCCCCCACGCCAUCGACAACCACCGCUCGUUCAGUGACAAGCACAGCCUGGCUGGCAAGCGGGAGCUGCACGCGGACGCCGCCGAGGUGAAGCCAGGGAGCUAUGGCCGCGCUCUGCCCGAGAACAACAUCGUGCGCACCCUCCUUGAGUUUCUGACUUUCUUGCAUCUGAAAGAGGCCGGGGCCCUGGGCAGCCUGCCGGGCCUCCCGCCGGCCGCAUCCUCGGAGGACGCAGCGUAG
Molecule: messenger RNA, 369 nt
Organism: Perognathus longimembris pacificus (Pacific pocket mouse)
Lineage: Eukaryota; Metazoa; Chordata; Mammalia; Rodentia; Heteromyidae
Gene: Gal
Product: galanin and GMAP prepropeptide
Exons: 5
Coding region: 1-369 (122 amino acids)
Cellular component (GO): extracellular region
Molecular function (GO): hormone activity
Source: RefSeq, a predicted model, not a curated record